CAGCUUAUUCAUGAUUUAGCGAUUUAAUGAACAACAGAGUUGAAAUAUCAUGUUAUCCUAAAAUAAAUGUUUUGAAGGAUAAAGGUUAUUCAUUCGAGGAGCUUAGAGCUACGAACUAUCACAUAAAAGAAAUUUAUAAAGAUGUUAUUAGGAAAAAAUCGGACAAACUAUUUAUAAAAUGCAAUGAAGUUAAUGAGUAUUUGUUAAAACAUCAGGACUCGAUAAAAUAUAAUGUGAAAUAUAACAUAAAACUAAUUCAAAAGGAUAAAAACUUUUAUCAAAAUAUAUAUAAUAUUUUACGGUCAAAUAUUGAACAAAUAUAUGAUAAAUAUUUCAUCUCUCAAACAUAUGAUUUAUUGAAAUCAAAAACAAAUUUUAUACAAGACCAUACCAAACAUCAUAAAUCAUUUACCCAAAUGAGGGAUAUGCAAAUAAAAUUAUUUUUAGCAACCGAGAAGUCACAAUAUGAAAAGAACCCUACAUUUAAUAUAUAUUCUCAUAAUGGACAGAUUAUUCAUAAUUCUUAUGAAAGGCAAAAUAAAACCUCACCAAAUGAUUACAGUAAAAACUCAAUGGAUAUUGUCUAUCCAAAGCAUUAUCAGUCAUCUAAACUUCGAUCACCACUUCCAUAUAAUCCUCUUAAAGAUCAGAAAUUAUCCGACAACUUAACUAUCAAUGUCAGUUUUGACCUGCAAACCUAUGAUUUAUUCAUCAGAAAUUUUCCCCAAAAUUCGUUAAAUUCUUAUAUUAAAGAUAGGGGUAAAGGUCACCCCCACUACAAGAGAGUCAAAUUGUCAUCUUUCCAUGAAAUCCAUCCAAAUUUUUCACCUGAUUUUGAUGAUAAAAGGUUGAAUUCCCCCCGAAAUAGUGAUUUAAAGGAAAACCAAAAAUUUCCAAUCAAAAAUGUCCUUAAAAUCAACAAUCGUUCCAAACCCAAUCACGUGUCAAACGUCACUAAUUUCACAUUGAUAGACAUGGACCCAUUUGAAAAGACCCACAAAAUGGCAUUAUUACGCGAUUUGAGUAAUCCAUCCAAUGCCCAAACUUACAUUAAUUCGCCACCUAAUGGUUUUUAUUUCCAUAAUAAUAAAUCUUCCGCAAAUAUCUCCCAAAAUAAGAAAAUGAGUCUUGGUUUGAGUGAAAAGACUUAUAUUAAUGAACCACUAAAGCUAACGAAAGGCUAUUAUGACUUCAGAGAAGCAUGCCUAGGGUUUCAAUUGCAGAAUAUUAAGUCGGGUUUACUGUUAAACGUAAAACUUCCAUUUUCCUUUAUCGAAGAAUGUUCUCCUGAGAAUGUCAAGAAAGAAGGAUUCGGCAUGGAAUUCAGUUUGCGAAAGCUAUUAGGAGAAGGUGCUUUUGCCAAAGUGUUCGAAGCUCCAUGCCACUUUUACCUCAUCCAUUUAUCUAGUCAUGAUCCCUUUAAAUCUUUCAUCGAUUCGUCUGACCAUUCACAUCCUAAAAACAAUAAAAAUAACGAAAAAAAGGUAUCAAUCCCUCAUAAUAUCGAUAUGAAUUCCCUGUACCAAUUCCCUUUGCUACUUAGUAAUCACAAGUUUAGUAUAUUUGACCAAACGAGCAAAUUUAAUGGGAGCAUGCAAUCCGAACUUUUAGGAAAUUUUGCCGUUAAAAUUCAAUGCCCGGCUGACACCGAUUGGGAAUUUUAUAUUUACAGAGAGAUCAGGAACAGAUUACUUAAAUAUGAUAAUGGAUUAAAUAUACACGACGGAAGUGAUAUCGAUUGCCUAAAAGAUAGCCUACGAUUCUUUCCUAAAGUAUUCGCGGCAUUUAUCUACUCCGACAUCAGCGUUUUGCAGAUGGAAUUGUUCCCAAACGGGACGCUUUUGAAACUUAUAAAUUCCUACAAAUCCAAAGGAAAGACUAUGCCAGACACACUCAUCCUAUAUUUUGCUUGCGAAAUUUUGUGCAUGCUAAACUAUCUUCAUCACGAAUGUCAUAUACUCCAUACUGAUAUCAAACCCGAUAAUUUCUUGCUGGGGGAUUUCAGUCAUUUACAGAUCUUAUCAAGGGAAUUGCAAAAUUUUAGGAACACUGAUUAUUUUGCCAACCGGGAAGUCUUUGUAUUGAAGCUCACAGAUUUUGGUAAAAGUCUAGACCUCACAUUUUACUCGGAAAAUGCUCAUUUUAUAAAACGUAACAACCAAAGCGAUUUCCGGUGCGUGGAGAUGGAAUUGGGAAAACCCUGGCGAUUUCAUCUGGAUUAUCACGGAGCCAUGGGAACAUUGCAUUCUGCACUCUUCAACGAGUAUAUGAAGUUGGUUAAAUGUAACAAAGGGAAAAAUAGCUCAUAUCAAACCUUCAAAAUCUCCAAAACCUUCAACAAAAAAUCCCAGCAGCAUUGGGGUCAUUUUUUUACGACGUUUUUGAAUCUCUCGCACGACAAAACAAAUUUUUUACCCGACGCUUAUUAUCGUAAACUAAACUACGACUGGCUGGCCAAAUUUGGUGCCAUUCUUUACAACAAUGGAAAUGAGUCAAUUUUUCAAAAAGCCCUCCAAACUGUCCCCAAAUCUUACUAUAAGUUUUCCGCGAGUUAACGCUUAAAUGGUUCUCUUUCCCAGAUGAAAUUCAAACUUUUGGUAUCAAAUACCAGAUCUAAAAAGAUGGCGGAGAAUGCAUCAAAAGGGGAUAUUGAGGAAAUCCCUACUAUAGUGAAUGACAAGUUUGGACAAGCUAAAAGCGAUAUCACCAAUAUCAAUACUAAACUCGAUGCUACUACUUCGCAAAUCGCAGAAUUAAUCGCGCUUUUUAAUUCCCAGAAAGAAACAGAAGACAAAAAGCUUAGUGGCCUAUCUAUUUCCCCCGCUCAGUUGGAGAAGAGAAAUACACCUUUGGAGAACCCCUUUGCGUCCGGUAACAUGCCAUCCACCAGUAGGGACCUCAAAGCCUUUUUUCUCACCCCUGAACUUCCGGUUGACCUAACUAAAGAUUCGACAGAAUUCAUUCUAACCGAGUAAGAAAUCUGCACUUUAAACAUCCAAGCUGAAAGCGACAAAGGCAAACUGAUUAGAACAGCAAAACAUUUCCUCAACGCUAUUUGUUUAGCAGAGUCCAUGCCUAACUUCAAAGGAAGGGAUGUUUUCAAAUUCCCUGCCCUAAAAACGUACGUUAAAGAGAUGAGUAUGACCUCGUCUCUGGAAUACUUUAGAGCAGUUGCGUCCAAAUCCCAAAUAUAUGCCAAGUCCGUAACCUGGGGAUGGGAUAAAAUCAAGUAUGAGUCCCAAAACUCGAUAUGCAGAUUCGUCGGAGGAGCCCCACCGGAGUCACAGCCCUUUCGAGCAACCCUUGCUUACGGAGGUGGAGGAAAGCAGGGGCCGGCAACCAGAGAGAGAGACCUAGAACCACCGACGACGAUGACCCAGUGCUCUUCGCUGUCAAUCCCAAGGGCGGAGUCAAACGGGGAACAAAGCUUAACCAUAAAUGACUUCAUCCUCACCCUUUCCUUCUCAGCGCAACAACUGGGGAUCUCAGAGGCCCUGGCGCCCUGGGCGAACACCUGAUUUCGGCCCUUGAUAAGGAGCACAUCUGUCAAUGGAUCCGAGAUGUUAAGCGUCAGAUGUUCGAGCCCGCGGAAGGAGACGAUAUUGACACGGAAGAUGCAGAUACUUCAUCAACAGAUCUGCCCGUCACCGAGCAAUUCGAACAUGAAGGAGAGCCAUUCUGGACCUCUCUCAGUCGCCCUUAAACCGCAUUCCCUACAAUCUCAUUUUACCAGGAAGAUAGCGCAUAGAGGAUUUUGCCCCAAGUUUGACAACCAAGCCAUUGCUGAUCAUGGAGGCUACUUCAAAAAUCGAUUCAUUUGGUUGGCGGCCAGAUACCAACCAAUAAUUGACCAACUCUUAAAUGCGGGAGUGAUAGAGCAAACGGACACAGCCUUCUAUUCGCAGUUAUUCUUAAUACCCAAACAGGACGGUACAUUAAGGGUAAUCUCCGAUUUCUCCAACGUAUCGAGGAAUUUUAUUGAAUACCCUUUCCGUUUAAAGACCAUUCCCAUGAUAGCCCCUAUGUUAGCUAGCGCGAGGAAAGCCACAAAAAUAGACCUCAAGUCAGCCUUCUACUCAAUCCCCCUCACGCAAUCAAGAAGAAGAUUCUUCGGAUUCGCUACAUCGUCCAAUAAAUAUCGGUAUAAAACCCUGCCUAUGGGAGCGGGUUUUUCUAUGCCCUUCAGAACAUUGUUCUCGAUCUUUGCAGCAAAUCAGUCAAGCAAGCCAAUUAUUCAGUAUAUUUGGACGACGUCAUUAUAUUCCACGCCAACGAGAGACUAGUUUUUGAAGAUACCAUGGCAUUUUUGGAUAUGUCUACAGCUUAGGGGCUCACCGUCAACCUUACCAAGUCCGUCACCAUCCCAACGGGAAAAAUUAGCUCGGUAUAGACAUGGACUUUGAGAAUAAAACCGCCACGGUGGACCCAGAGAAUAAGAAAAGAUUACAUUUCUGUCAGCUGAUACUGUACAAGCACACCCUACAAGCUAUGUCAUUCGAAAAGGACAUAGCGAGGUCCUCGGAAUUCUAAAUCAUUAUACAUAUUCCAUCACGGGAUCUCUAGAGUAUUUGCACCUCAUUAUCAUACAAUGUUAGACACGGAGGAUAUGUCCCCAAUCGACUACAUUAGAGCCUACCCCAAAGAAGUAGCCGCGAUCACUGCGUUAAUGAAACCCUUCCCAUUUACCUUUCCGAUUAACACAAUAAUUCACGUCGACGCUUCAGAUACCCACCUAGGAAUAGGAGAGGGCUUUGAGGAUAAGGCAUCGUUUACCUUCGAUGAGGCUAAACUCUCUCUAGGGAUACCUGAGUAUUCUGCUAGCCAUAUCAACCAAAAGGAGCUCCUCGCGAUAUGGGUAGGCUGCAAAUACGGUAUGAACAAAUAUGGUAACAUGCCAUCGAUCGUCACGGAUAGCCAAGUAGCGUAUACGAUAAUUAAGAAAGGAGGAUCCAGAUCCCCGAUCUGUGAAACACUACUGACGAAAAUUAUGCUCCCGAUUGGUUUCGCUAAAUAUGUCCAAUUAUCAAGGAAUCUGACAUGGAUUGCCUCCUAAGAAAACCAAGCGGAUCAACCUAGCCGAGAAUGGAUUUUAGACGAACAAGCCCACAACGUACUUCAUGACAUCGAUGUGGAAGGUGUACCCCCAAUCGACCAAGGAUUACCGUGGAUUAGAGCGUUCAUCCCCUUUAGAGCCGAGGAAGAAGCAACGUUACCCGACGUCGUGGACCUCAGCACUAUCGGAGGAGAUUUCGACACAUCAUUGUUCAACAAAACGUUAGACCUCAUUCUAGAAGAUGAAACGAUAGCGUCGGAGGAGAUGCUUGCCUACGAGGAACAUACAACCCUCGAGGAACGCACCCCUCCCCCAUCAUAAAACCCCCCUUUUUGGUUUUACUCUACAAACCUAUUAAUCAUUCGAAUAAAUAUAUCAUUUUCGUUAUAUAAAUAUCAAAAAUUAUUGUUAUAAUUCUUGGACGAUAGUCUAAAUAAAGAUCGAUAGAUCCGCUGGAAACGGCUUACCGUGAUAACAGUAGCCUAUCCGUUCCAGCAUAGUUGCCAGGUAAAAACAAAGAGUAGUCUCACUCUUCCGCCUGAAGAAAAAAGGUCAUAUGCCUAUAAAUAGGCUGUGCAAGGAUAAUUGUUUACUUUUUAUAUUUUUAUUUAAAAUUUAACUAAUUUAUCCUUGCGUAUUACGGCGGAACACCUCUUCGUUUUUCUCUGGAUAACUUACCAGUUCGCAUCACCUAAGAAUACAUAUAGUCUUGAUAAUACAUGAUAUAAUAAUCGUUAUAUUCAUAAUGUUAUUAUAACGCGGCCAUUUGUAAUUUUAUAUCUUU
Molecule: messenger RNA, 5837 nt
Organism: Gordionus sp. m RMFG-2023
Lineage: Eukaryota; Metazoa; Nematomorpha; Gordioida; Chordodea; Parachordodidae
Exons: 12
Coding region: 27-2555 (842 amino acids)
Biological process (GO): mitotic spindle assembly checkpoint signaling; meiotic sister chromatid cohesion, centromeric; protein phosphorylation
Cellular component (GO): nucleus
Molecular function (GO): protein kinase activity; ATP binding
Source: RefSeq, a predicted model, not a curated record